Molecule: messenger RNA, 321 nt
Organism: Sitodiplosis mosellana (orange wheat blossom midge)
Lineage: Eukaryota; Metazoa; Arthropoda; Insecta; Diptera; Cecidomyiidae
Source: RefSeq, a predicted model, not a curated record
ACCAUUGUCAGAAAAUGAAUACACAACACAGAGUCCAAUGGCAUCUCAAAUACCAACUGACAAGGAAACAACCCAUGAUGAUAUUGGGCCACCAUUCAGUCAAUUGAACACAUAUUUGCCCAAAUCUAAGGAAUUAUUACGCGGAAGUAUUCCAAGGCAGUAUAAAUUCCCAAUACAACCGAAAUUUUUACAACGUGAAGUGGAAACGGGGCAGUAUUUGAGAGAAACAUCUGAGCCCAAUAUAAAACAUCCGAAUAAGUCAAAUGUAGAACAAUAUGUCAGUAAUGAUGAGAACGCUGAGACUCAUUCAAUUUUGCAGUC